CAUUCGACGGCGACGGACUGACGUGACGGUUCCGAAGGCAGUGAAAUUUCAUUUUUUAGUGAAUGUGCUUGUGAUACGGUUUUGAAAAAUGCAAAUUCCAAAGGAAUAUGUGUCUACUGCUGAGGAUAUUGCAGAUCAGGUAGUUCGUAAAGGCAAGAAUGUUUUGCCCACGGUAGCCCGCCUGUGCCUCAUCUCCACAUUCCUCGAGGAUGGUCUCCGCAUGUGGUUCCAAUGGUCAGAGCAGCGAGACUACAUGGACAUGUCAUGGGGCUGCGGCAAGGUCCUCGCCACAAUGUUUGUUAUAGUAAACUUAGUAGGACAGUUGGGCGGCUGUGUAAUGGUGCUGGGCAGGCUCAAGGUGGACAUUGCGUGUGGAGUACUAUUCUUCAUUGUUGUACUACAGACAUUCGCCUACAGUAUAUUAUGGGACAUGCAAUUCUUGCUUCGUAACCUGGCUCUCAUCGGAGCCCUGCUGCUGGUGGUGGCGGAGGCCCGUGCUGAAGGCCGUAGCCUCUUCGCCGGAGUGCCGUCACUCGGGGAGAACAAGCCGAAGACCUACCUGCAGCUUGCUGGCAGAAUACUCCUGGCAUUCAUGUUCAUCACACUGUUAAGAUUCGAGAUUUCAUUCUUACAGAUCGUGCAAGAUCUGCUGGGUAGUAUCUUGAUGAUCUUGGUGACGGUGGGCUACCGCACCAAGCUGUCUGCUCUGAUGCUGGUGGUAGUGCUCUCCCUGCUCAACCUAUACCACAACGCGUGGUGGACAGUACCCUCAUACAAACCUCUUAGGGACUUCCUCAAAUAUGACUUCUUCCAGACCUUAUCUGUGAUCGGCGGUCUUCUUAUGAUCGUAUACUUGGGCCCGGGCGGAGUCAGUAUGGACGAACACAAGAAGAAGUGGUAGAAAAGCGAUCGGUGUGUACAAUGUAUGCACAUGUUAAAGACUAUUGAUAUUUUAAUCAUAAGAUGUUAUGGUGCAAGAGGAAAGAAAAAAUUUCAUAUAAUUUGGUGUUUUUAUGUGACAAUCUGACUAGUCGGCGU
Messenger RNA from Spodoptera exigua (beet armyworm), 1038 nucleotides. Lineage: Eukaryota; Metazoa; Arthropoda; Insecta; Lepidoptera; Noctuidae. The record is from the annotation of a GenBank genome assembly.